AUGUCCUCCGCGACAGAAACAUUCUCUGCACCUGCAGAGGUCCACACCUUUGAUGGGCUUCUCUCCGACUUUGAUGGUACAAUUGUCGACUCUACAGAUGCAAUUGUCAAGCACUGGCACGAAAUCGGUGCCGAGCUGGGCGUAGACCCCAAGACCAUCCUAGCUACCUCGCACGGCCGACGCAGCAUUGACACUCUGGGACUAUACGACAAGACCAAGGCCAACUGGGAAUAUGUCAGCUAUAUUGAAGGCCGCAUCCCCCAAGAAUACGGCUCCGAUGCCGUCGAAAUCCGCGGGGGCCGUGACCUCCUCAACGCCCUCGACAACUCCUCCGCAAAAUGGGGCGUCGUGACAUCCGGCACUCGAGCCCUGAUUGACGGCUGGCUUAGCGUACUUGGCCUCACACACCCGAAGCACCUCGUCGUCGCCGAGGAUGUCGAGCUCGGCAAGCCGGACCCACAAUGCUACCAGCUUGGAGCGAAGAGGAUUGGGCUGGAGGGCUCGACGAACAUCGUCGUGCUCGAGGAUGCGCCUAGUGGGAUCAAGGCGGGCAAGGCAGCCGGGUACAAGGUGAUUGCGCUGUCGACGACGCACUCGAUCGAGAAGAUCCGCGAAGCGGGCGCGGACUGGAUUGUUGAGGAUUUGCGCAGCGUCGUUGUGAAGGGCGUUGUGGAUGGGCAGAUUCAGAUUGAGAUUCGGAACGCGCUGCAAUAG
Penicillium daleae is the source of this 714-nucleotide messenger RNA. RefSeq names its product HAD family hydrolase. The coding region runs from base 1 to 714 and encodes 237 amino acids. The transcript is spliced from 4 exons. The record is from RefSeq and is a predicted model, not a curated record. Lineage: Eukaryota; Fungi; Ascomycota; Eurotiomycetes; Eurotiales; Aspergillaceae. Gene Ontology annotation, molecular function: sugar-phosphatase activity; beta-phosphoglucomutase activity.